CCGAUAGGUUCAUUUUCAUCAAAAAAAUGUUGUUGCUUCGUGUCUGAAGGAAAUUUUAUUUAUUUAUUUAUAAUAUUAAAAGACCCUCCAAGAAAUAUGUGUAAUAUCAACAAUAAUCGUAAUUAAUCUGCUGCUAAUUAACUGGUGUACACUAUCGUAGCGUUAAACAAUUGUUCGGAUCUGUGGAAAACAUGUUAAUCGAAAUGUGUAUAUUACGCCCUUUCAUGGGUGGAGUAUUUGUGAAAAUUGUAACAUUUUGAUGUGUAAUAUUGUGCUCUAUACGCUGAAAUUGUUGUUCCAAAAUAAAUAAAAAUAAAAAAAAUUCGAAAAAUUUGUUGCAAAUUUCGAGUGAUAAUGUGUGGGUAGUCCGGUUUGCAUGCCAUUUCAAUCAAUGGAUUAGGCGAAUCAACUUUUUAACGAUAGUAGAGUUAGUCAUCAAUCAAUCAUCAUCAUCAUCACCAUCAUCAUAACAAAUUUGGUAACAACAACAGUUGGACACACAUGCCAAUAAGGUUAUUAUCACCGUAGCACUUCCAUUAAGAAUUCAUCAAAAACGCGAUUCAAUUAAAUGAAAAUGAAUUCAGUGUUUUCGGCAUUCAAAACGAGCAAAAGCGAUGGAAAGCAAAAACAAUCAAGCAAAAAGUUAACACCAGACAGCAGCUAUGAGAACUUAAGGCACAUUCGAGAUAUUGGUUCUAGUUCGAAAAUGACUGAUUUUGUGGAUGACACCGACGGCAUUUGUAGCAGUAGUAGUAGUAAUAGUAGUGGAGUAGCAACGCAAAUUAUAAGACUAAAUUCGCCAAGUUCAAUUGGUGACGAAAUUAAUGAUAGCACCGAUGUUGUCGAUCAUGGCAAGACUGUCAUCGUAGAUUAUAUUGAAAAUUAUCAUCCCAUCAACAAGAAAUCAUCAUUACAAACGACUGAUAUUGCUGAUGCAUGUGUGAACGUGCAGCCAGAUAGGCUAGUGGAAAAUGAACAAGUGGAUCCAUCAAUACAUUCUUGCCAAACAAAUGAACAAAAUGUGAAAAAUAUCAGCCGAACAGAUUUAUUAAAUGAGAACAAUCACAUCCCACAAUUGCCGCCAAGUGGGUCGCUGAUUAAAGUUCCGUCGACCAGUGAAAAUCAACAGGUGCCAAUAAUUGUAUCGAAUAAUGUCACCAAUAACGAUGUCAACAGCAUCACGAGCAAGGCGAAACGUUUCCAGCAUCGACUCAGUUUGAAAUGCAAUCCUAAUCCUACGCUACCAUCGGUACAUGGUCGUGCCACAUCCAAUAACAGUGAUACAAAGAAAAAAUCAAGACUUUCGACUCACCAAAGAAAUUUAAGUUUGGACUUUAGAUCCAUGGGAAUAUUGUUACCGCCAGUGUCGCAGGUGACCAACUCAUGCAUAAAUCUAACACAGCAUCACAGGAAUCGAAGUCUUGACAGUGCACUUCAAAGAAUUCCGGAGGUUGAAGUAUCUUCACCCAGUGCUGAAUCGGAGAACACCUUGUGCACAACAUCAAUACUCGGCUCGGCAAUGUGUAGUAAAAUAAUGACUACAACAGCCUCCACAUUAUUACACAAUUCAGUGAUGGAACCGACUUCCGUUUCAUCGAGUACAACCGUUGAUUCAUGUCCCAGUAAAACCAACGGCACGGUCAUCGGUAACACACCAGUUCCUUCAAACGAAUGCAACAACAACAACAACAACAACAAAAAGAAAGAAGAUUUAACUAGUCUCGGAUCGGACGAUUCCGGUAUUUUGUGUGGUUCAGAAACCGAUCAAGCGUCGAUAACGCGUCAGAUACGUCGCUCACACGAUAGCAUCGAUUCGGGUGAAGUGGAUGCGGAGGAAGAAAUUCUCGAAACAACAUCGAUGGACGAGGAAUAUCGCAUGAUUCAAUCGGAUUUGUUUUUCUUCAAUGAAACCGAAAAUGAUUUGGAAGCAAAAUGUUCGCCCACAUCCGCAACGUCCGUUCCGAUCAUCGAUUCAUCGAAAACACCAUAUCAUUACGAGCAAAUGAAGAAACGAAGUCCCCGCAUUUGUGUACCCAUCGAAUUCGAAGACGAGCCACCGAACAAAGUCAACGACAUUGUGUCCACGAAAUCAUUAAAAAUCAAUUCCGAACCAAAAGCCGACGGUGCUAAGAAUGAGGUGAUAUUCAAAAAUAUCUUUGGUGCCACAAAAAAUGCCAUUUUCCGAACGGCACAAAGUAUCAUCGACAAUCACGAGAAGAAAAGUUCCAUGAAACACAGCAAAAGUGAACCGGUCGACGAACCGUCGAAAUUGCAACCGGAAAAUUUGCGGAAGAAAGAAUUCUUUACGCUGAAGUCACCGUCGAGUAAAAUCAAACUGUCGACGCCAUCAACUCCCGAAACACCUACCGACAACGAAGUGAAAUCGAUGCCAAAAUCAGCAUCAGCAAUGUCCCUAACACUGGCGGACGGUGAAAAGUGUAAGCUGCCAGGCAUGGUGAAGUGUUUCACAAAAGCACGAGAAACCGAGUUAUCGCUACCGAAUACGGAAAAAACACACAGCGGACUGUUGCGAUUCUUUGAGUCGCCCAUUUUUAACAUUCACUUUGCCAUUCAUUACUUGUUUUACUCGAAAGAACCGGGAGUGCUAAGUUUUAUCGGAAAUAAAAUUUUUAGCUUCAAGGAUGGCGAUGUGGACUUGUACAUGCCGCAGUUGAUUUUGAUGUACAUUCAAAUGGAUGAAUUGGCUGAAGUUCUCGACGCAUAUCUGGUGUAUCGAUGUCGACGAUCGGCCGACUUUUCGCUGAAGUGCUGUUAUCUUCUGGACGCAUACAAUUACAAAAUCGAAUCGAUCAAUCUGCGCAAAACUCAUUUACAUUUGAUGAAAGAACUCUAUCCGAAACCGCAACGAAAUCAAGGAAUUGUCGAAAUGUCUCCUGUUAAGAAAACCCACCAUCGAUCUCAAUCGGACGCCACUGGCCUAUUUAAUGGUUCGUUAAGCAUUAAACUACAACCGGCGUCGAAUCGAUUGUGUCUGGGUGAUCUUUCCACUGGCCGGGCUUUCGACAAUGGAUGUACAUGUUUCGAUACCGUCAGAGGCACAGUCAAUGGUCUCCUGGGACAGAAGACCGUUUGCAUAUGCGGUGUGUCGAAGUUAGCACCGCAACGGGAGUUUAUGAAAUCGCUAAUCGAUAUCGGUCGAAAUCUAACGUCACUUCCCACCAAAUCCGAAAAGACCAGCAUUCUUCGGAUGAGAUUGAAUUUGAUCAACAAGAAUCUUCCAGCUCGGGUUUGGUUGCCAUUGAAUUCGGACAGGCCGCAUCAUGUGGUCCGAAUCACCGAAGAGAAAACGGCCGUACUGAAUUCGAAAGAUAAGACACCGUACAUCAUUUACGUGGAAGUGGUCGAAGUCGACGACAUCUACACUUCGCCAGUCAUACCAAAAUUAAUGCCAACCCUUCGUCACACGAAAAGCGAAGAACAUCUGGAAAGUAAUCUGACCACAACAUCGAACCAGUUAACGAAUGGUCAUACAAAACCUGAAGCAUUGGAUCAUAGUAAUUCGCGCGAAGUCGAACGAUCGUCCGAAUAUGGCAUUUCGGACAGUGAUGCUUGGUCACAGGAAGAUGAUGAGAUUACGGUUCAAUACUCGUCGAAUUUAAAUAGAACUAGCAAAACGGAUUCCAAUUCCAAGUCACAGGCAUCUUUGGAUUCGAUGGAUUCGAGAGAACAAAAUGGUCCAGUGUCAUUCAAUAUUGGUGAUGUGAGAACGAGGCACUGCAACAAUCUAUACACAGAAAACGCAAAACCUUUCAGCCAUGAUCCAGAGGAUCCCAGUGCAGCCGCUUUGAAAGAGCCGUGGCAUGAAAAAGAGCGUCAAAUACAGAUGUCUUCCCCUUACGGUCACUUAUCCAAUUGGCGUUUGUUGUCGGCUAUCGUAAAAUGUGGCGAUGAUUUACGUCAAGAGUUAAUGGCUACUCAAUUGCUUGAGACGUUUAAGAUCAUUUGGCAAGAAGAAGCGGUGAAUGUGUGGGUUCGACCAUACAAAAUCGUGUGCUUUUCGAAUGACAGUGGCCUGAUCGAACCCAUUUUGAAUACGGUGUCAUUGCAUCAAAUCAAAAAGAAUUCAAACAAAAGCCUUCGCGACUAUUUUAUCGAUGAGUACGGCAGUGCCGAUUCGGAUCAAUUUAAAAUUGCCCAAAGGAAUUUCAUGCAGAGUUGUGCCGGUUACUGCUUGAUCUCAUAUUUAUUACAAGUUAAGGAUAGACAUAAUGGAAAUAUUUUGUUGCAUUCCGAUGGUCAUUUGAUUCAUAUUGAUUUUGGAUUUAUUUUAAACAUUUCGCCGAAAAAUUUGGGAUUCGAACAAUCACCGUUCAAAUUGACACCAGAAUUUGUUGAAGUGAUGGGUGGUCCGAACUCCAGUCUAUGGUUGGAAUUUCAACAUUUAUUGCUGAAGGGUAUGCUGGCAGCGCGAAAGCAUAUGGAUCGAGUAAUAAAUAUCGUCGAAAUAAUGAGAAGCAGUGCCCAGUUACCGUGCUUUAAGAGCGGCUGUUCGGGAACGGUCCGCAAUCUGCGUAAUCGUUUCCACAUGAACUGUACGGAAGAAGAGCUAGAACAUAAAAUGGAACAAUUUGUAUUCGAUUCGUUAAAUUCAUUAUCAACGAAAUUAUACGACGGCUAUCAAUAUCUUACCAAUGGCAUUUUGUGAGAAAAAUUUUUCAUGAAAAUCUAAUGGAAAAUAAUUUCUAGGAAAAUGAUAAACGAAAGCAAAAAAAUUUAUUUAAAACAAAAUGAAAAAUUUGAAGCUCUAACCAAAAUGGAAUCUCAUCAAGUCAUCACACAAACACACACAAAACACAUUUAUUAUUACAUUCAAAAACGCAUAUGUUGUCAGCAAAGCAAUAUUACGAUUUUAAGUUUCAUUCUUGUUCUUGUACAGUCAGUGAAGAAGACUUGUAAAUAAUUAAUUCCGUUUCCAUGUAUACUCAUUGAUCACUGUCCCUGUACUAAUUUUUUUAACUUUUUUUUUCUCAUUAAUUUUAUUACAUUAAGCAGCCUUAUGAUAACACCGAUAAAUGUGUAACCAAACCAUAUAUGAUUGGGAUGGACAUUUUAUUCAUCGGAAUUUUAUCCGCGCUGCUACUUCGAUAACUUUAAUUUUUCUUUCUUUUUUUCUUUUUAACUUUAUUCGUCAUGGAUACUCAAUUUACUCACUCAUAAGCAUAAAAAAUACACAAAAAUUACUUAGCUAAAAAUUAAUCAAAUUUGUAAAAUAAUUAAAGAAAGAAAAUUAAAACAAAAAACAGAAAAAUGUUAAGAAAAUUUCAUAUUUUAUUCGCUAUGUAAAAAGAUAAAUUAAAUUUAAUUAAAAAAACAAAAAAAAAUUAUUUAAAUAAUUCAUAAAAUAAAAAAUUUACUCUACCAAAUAUAUUAUAUUAUACCAUGUAUAACAGACGCGUAAUCUUUUUACUUUCAUAAGAGAAAUACAAAGAAAAAAUUACAAAAAAAAAUUAUCGGUUGAGUAUGGGGAGAAUAAAUAUGAUUAUUGAUUAUAUUAAAAUGCAUGUUGGAUGUUUACAUAAAACAAAACAAAA
Bradysia coprophila is the source of this 5552-nucleotide messenger RNA. Its product is annotated as phosphatidylinositol 4-kinase beta-like. The record is from RefSeq and is a predicted model, not a curated record. Gene Ontology annotation, biological process: phosphatidylinositol-mediated signaling; phosphatidylinositol phosphate biosynthetic process. NCBI's taxonomy places the organism in Eukaryota, Metazoa, Arthropoda, Insecta, Diptera, Sciaridae. Gene Ontology annotation, cellular component: cytoplasm; membrane. Gene Ontology annotation, molecular function: 1-phosphatidylinositol 4-kinase activity.